Messenger RNA from Mycena indigotica, 1956 nucleotides. RefSeq lists its product as uncharacterized. The transcript has 5 exons. The record is from RefSeq and is a predicted model, not a curated record. Bases 1 to 1956 code for a protein of 651 amino acids. NCBI's taxonomy places the organism in Eukaryota, Fungi, Basidiomycota, Agaricomycetes, Agaricales, Mycenaceae.
AUGAACUCGUCAAAUAAACCUCAGAAGCCGUUCAGUCGGAGUGCGGCGAAGCGGGAGAGCGUUAUGGCUCUUGGGAGUAUCGAGCAUCUACAGCACUAUUUCACGAAGACGGGUAUCGAAGCAAAGAAGUCAAGUAAGUCUGCCAAAGGAUUACAAGGACUAGUCCCGGUGUUUGGCGGGCUCACCCAUUCUCGCACGGACUCGACUGAAAGUAGUGUCAUCGAGCUUCCCCCUUCUCCCGCGAUUCCUCAGCAACCCGCCCCAUCGUUUCCGCCUUAUAUGUUGCAUUUGUCUGGCGAAUCGACCACCCGCUCCCCUCCUCAUGGCUCUCCCGAUCGGCUAGGUGUAGCUGGCGCAGGUGCUCCAGAUGUUGUAGAAGUUUUGACCAUUCUCAAAACGACAACGCGUGCCAUUCGAUCUGUCCGCAACUACCUUCUCUCACUCCCAGACGAGUCAGCUGGCACCAUCAGGGCCCAGUUCCGUUCUCGUCAUCUACCUGGGAGCUUUCGUCCCCCUGUCCCCUCAAACCUUUCAAAUUCUGCUUCCAACUCGGAUCUUCGCGCUGCCGCCAAUGCUGCAAAGGAGAAGGAAGCACGUGCGGAUCCUCUAGCUCUCAUCCGUAAAUCAGCAUUAGAGGUUCUCACUGUUCUUCGCGACAUGGAGGAGAAUAGUCGGCUACCACUCAGCGACGAUGCAUAUGAUGCCCAGAGUGACGGAGGAUCCAAAGGCGGUCAUUCACGCGUCGCCAGCCCUAGCACGCAUUCUGACGAUUUGUCACCGGAUGACGGGGAACACUAUGCACAUGAGCGUGACCCCGAUGUCUCUGUCGCGUUCUCGUUGGUGCAGGUUAAUGGUCAAAGUGUACCUGUCUGGGAGGAUGAAGAAGACACAUUUAACGAUAACGAUGACGAUGAGAAGGAGAAGAAGGAAGGAUGGGACGAGAAACUGGUGUUGGGAAGUGGAUGGCUAUAUCGUCAAGAUGUUCACCUCGAGGAUCUGGUCAAGGAGCGUGCGGCGGUAACAGCUUACCUUGAUGUUGUGGACGACGUUUUGUUCGAGGGCAAGAAUGUUGCUUCUUCACAAGGAGGCAAAAAGGAACGCGGCUGGGAGCGAGAGAGGAGGAAAGCGCUCGAGAAAGGCACUGUACGGUCCAAGAGUCGGGCCAAGAAGCGCACUGCGUCUAGAGAGCGUGGAGACCAUGAUCUACCGAGUAUCACACUUGUUCCUGCAGCAACAGGCGGUGAAAAGGCUCGCCGAAGAGUAUCUGUGGGCAUGUUCGAGAUGAUGGGCAGCCUCAGAGUGACAGAAGAGCCGGAGGAAAUGGAUGGCAUUGGCGAAGAGGACGAAGGCAGCGAUGAAGGUCUUGAAGACGAAGAAUUACCAGAGUGGGCAAGGAGAAGUUCGUUCAGCGGAAACGAUUUGGGUCGAGCACAUGCUUUGCUAACUGCGUUCCUACCACCACCCCUAAUAUCUUUUCUGGCCCCGCCUUCGUCUCGGUCAGCAUUUUUAGACUCUCUUUCCUCAGGGCAGCUUCUUUGCGUCGCAUACAAUAGUUGUGUUCGGAAGAGCAAGAAGCCGUGGGGUUACAUCAGCAGGGAUGGCAUUCACGACAUCAUCGCUUUGGAGCAAACAGCGGCAGCUGAGGGUGAAGAGGUCAAGAAGAGCUGGACAUUCAGAAGGAUUGACAAUCUUCGUUUAUGGGCUGGAGCCCUCAAAAUUCGAUAUCUCCUUCCAAUUGUCUCGCCUCCACAGCCGGGGACAAGUACCCCGAGUUCUGGCACUCCACUCAACUCCCCGUCUGCCAUUCACACCCAACGAUUCAACUCCGAACAACCACCUCUUAUGUUUGAUGCGAAAGUUGUCGCGCGUAAGGACCCAGGAUGGGAGGACAUUAUCGAGCAUGCACUCGUGCGAUGGAUGCACCGUGUCGUUGCAGAAAAACGAGGAGAAUCAUGA